Molecule: messenger RNA, 1767 nt
Organism: Saxophila tyrrhenica
Lineage: Eukaryota; Fungi; Ascomycota; Dothideomycetes; Mycosphaerellales; Extremaceae
Exons: 1
Coding region: 1-1767 (588 amino acids)
Biological process (GO): purine ribonucleoside salvage; carbohydrate metabolic process
Cellular component (GO): nucleus
Molecular function (GO): magnesium ion binding; phosphopentomutase activity
Source: RefSeq, a predicted model, not a curated record
AUGGAAUCCAUCGAAGAGCUCGCCCAGAGAUGGCUCUCCCUGGACCAGGAUUCCACCACCAGGAACGAGAUCGAGACUCUGCUGCGUGAGAAGAAUGAAGCCGAACUCGAGAAACGACUCCGCAAGCGCAUCGCUUUCGGCACUGCUGGCCUACGCGGUCCCAUGAAAGCUGGCUUUGCUUGCAUGAACUCGUUGACCGUCCUUCAAGCAUCGCACGGGCUGGCGAACUACAUUCUCAAAACGAGGAAGACACCAUCUCGUGGGGCUGCGAAGAAACCAAGCGUCGUUAUCGAGCAUGACAGUCGCCACAAUUCAAUCAAGUUUGCGAAUCUGGCAAUUGCUGCUUUUCUGGAGAAAGGUUUCGCGAUCUACGGGUCUUUCACACCCGUGCAUACUCCCGUGGUGCCAUGGUCAGUCAGGCAGUAUGAAGCAGACGCCGGUGUAAUGAUCACGGCCUCGCACAACCCCAAGGACGACAACGGCUAUAAGGUAUACUGGAACAAUGGGUGUCAGAUCAUCCCUCCUCACGACGCCGGUAUCGCCGCGGAAAUCGAAAAAGUCGGAAGUAUAGACAGCUGGGUGUGUCCGGAUCUCGACGAUCAUGAAGAUGUGCACGACAUGUGUGAAACCAAUAAUCAGUACUACUCCGAACGUAUUAGAAGUCUUGUGUCGUUUCUCUCGAGCUCGUCAUCGGCUGAACCCGAGCAAAUCCUGCCUUGCGUCUACACUCCUUUGCAUGGUGUUGGCUCGUGGGCAAUUGAAUUUAUGCUUGGUCGCUCGUAUUCUGAGGCUCUACAACCCGUCCCGACCCAGGCAAAACCCGACCCAGACUUUCCCACCAUCCCGUUCCCCAACCCUGAGGAGAAGGGCGCCCUGGAUCUGGCAAAGCAAGAAGCAAACAAGCUAGGACUCAAGCUCAUCCUCGCCAACGACCCAGACGCAGAUCGCUUCGCCGCUGCCGAACUACUCGAAAACGGAGAUUGGCACCAGUUCACCGGCAACCAAAUGGGCAUCAUGCUCGCCUCCUUCAUGUUUGAGAUGCAUCAAGGCCCAAGAGACAAGCUGGCGAUGCUAACCACCACGGUCUCUUCCCGCAUGCUGGCCGCCAUGGCAAAGAAGGAAGGCUUUCACUUCCAAGAAACUCUCACCGGCUUCAAAUGGCUCGGCAAUAUCGCUCAAGACCUCAAUCGAGCCGGGUACCAACCAAUCUACGCUUUCGAAGAGGCCAUCGGAUACAUGUUCCCGAUCGUCUGCUGGGAUAAGGACGGUGUUGCAGCAGCGGCGGUCUUUCUCAAAGCUUGCGGGCAUUGGAAGAAGCAAGGCUUGACUCCGUACACGAAGCUUCAGGCGCUGUAUCAGAAGUACGGAUACUUUGAGGAUGCGAAUACCUACCUCAUUUCACCAUCCCCUGAGACGACGAACAAAGUCUUCAACGACGUCCGCCGUCUGAACAAGGGCUCACGACCAGAGACCGUCGGCAGCCGCACGAUCAGCAGAUGGCGGGACCUCACGACUGGCUACGACACCGCCACGCCCGACAACGAGCCGGAGCUUCCAAUCGACGCAAGCGCGCAGAUGAUCACGUGCGAAUUGGGGGAUGUGGUGUUCACAGCGAGAGGCUCAGGGACGGAGCCGAAGAUCAAACUGUACAUUGAAGCGCAGGCGAAGACUUCGGAGGAGGCGAAGGGGAUGGCGGAUGAGGUGUUGCGGGAUUUGUUGAGGGAGUGGUUUAGGGCGGAGUAUGGGUUGAAGCUUGCGGGUACGUGA